Molecule: messenger RNA, 1110 nt
Organism: Salvia hispanica
Lineage: Eukaryota; Viridiplantae; Streptophyta; Magnoliopsida; Lamiales; Lamiaceae
Product: anthocyanidin 3-O-glucoside 6''-O-acyltransferase-like
Source: RefSeq, a predicted model, not a curated record
AUGAAUUUGAAUGAAGCAUAUGAUUUGCCACAACUCCGAUACACCCCCGGCGACUCUGUCUCGCUAACCGUUUGCGAAUCGAGCCACGAUUUCGACGAUCUCGUCGCGAACCACGCUCGAGAUUCGGAUAAAUUCUACGACCUAAUCCCUAAUUUGCCGCCGAUUACUGUCGAAUCCGAUUUCAAAUUACUCAAAGUCCUAGCUCUGCAGGUCACUCUGUUUCCCGGCCGCGGACUCUGCAUAGGCGUCGCGAACCACCACUCCGCCGGCGACGCCACCUCCAUCGCCGCCUUCUUACGGCGCUGGUCUUCGAUCUGUAAAAUUGACUCUGAAAUUGAAUCUCCGCCACUAUUCGAUAGAUCUCUAUUCAAUUAUCCUCCAAAAUUGGACGCUCUUUACUGGAACCUAGUCAAACAAUUUCCAUUCACGCAGCCGUCCUUUCCUCUGCCGACUAAUCGCGUCCGAGCUACGUACGUUCUGAGCAAAUCGGAUCUGGAGAAGCUCAAGUUCUCGAUUCAAUCAGCCAAUCCAGAUUUAGGCGGCGUAUCUUCCUUUGUAGCUAUGGCUGCUUAUGUGUGGUCAUGUUUCGUAAAAACGAGUGCAGUCGAAGAAGACGGAGACGAAAACGGGGAUCGCCUGGAGUAUUUUAUGGCGGCAAUCGAUUUACGAGGUCGUAUCGAGCCGGUGGUUCCAGAGAAUUACUUUGGGAACUGUUUAACGUACGGACUGGGGAGAGAGCGGCGCGUGGAGCUGGGUGCGGAGGAUGGAUUGUUUGCGGCAGCGAGGGCGGUUGCGAAGGCGAUUAGGGAGAGGUUGAGUGAGAAGGAGAAGAUUCUGGAAGAUGCGGAGAAUUGGAUCAGUGAAACGGCGGAGGUGGCGGAGAUGAAGUUGGGAGUGUCUGGGUCGGCAAGAGUGGACCUGUAUGGGAUGGAUUUCGGAUUGGGGAGGGCGAGGAAGGUGGAAGUGUUGUCGAUUGAUGGGGAGAAGUAUGCAAUGUCGGUGUGUAAGGCUAGAGAUUUGGAGGGAGGUUUGGAGAUUGGAAUGUCUUUGCCCAAGAUGAGAAUGGAUGCUUUUGCUACCUGUUUUCAUCAUGGAAUCAAGAAUUUCUGA